UUAGCCUUUGCUCUACGCCUCGCUUUCUUCUUCCCAUUAAGUUUUUGUGUGGUUAGUUCUUGCACAGCAGUUCAGCAAGAAAGUAGAGAAAUAUGGCUGCCGAACAGCGGAAAUUGCUCGAGCAACUGAUGGGCGCAGACGCCCUCGUCGGCCGCCCGUCGAAACGACAAGAAACUCCCAUCACCGACUCCCGCGUCUGCAAAUCCUACCUCGUCGGCACCUGCCCACACGACCUCUUCACAAACACAAAAACAGACCUGGGCCCUUGUCCGCGAAUCCACUCGGAAGCACACAAGGCUGAGUUCCAGCGGGAAAAAGAACGGCUGGAAAACGGCGGAGGAAACGAUGGCAGGCUGACGAUGCGCGAUCUGGCGAAUUUCGAGAUGGAUUAUUAUCGGGAUUUGGAGAAAUACGUGACGGAUUGUAAUCGGAGGAUUGACGUCGCUCAGCGAAGACUGGAGCGGACGCCGGACGAAAUCGCACAGACAACCACUAUCCUAAAAGCAAUCGACGAAAUCAACGAAUCAAUAGACGCCUCCAUCUUCGAACUCCAAGUCCUAGGCGACCUCGCGCUGAUCCCGCGGGCUCUACAAGAAUACAACGCCAUCAAAUCCAAGCGUCUCGAGCGCGAGUCCAAAGAGCGCGAACUGCGAAAUCUAAACGACAACAUCGGACCUUCGGGUCACCAAAAGCUGCAGGUCUGCGACGUCUGCGGCGCGUAUCUGUCAAAGCUCGAUAACGACCGGCGGCUCGCGGAUCACUUUGGCGGGAAAAUGCAUCUGGGAUAUGCCACCAUGCGCGCGCUGCAUAAAGAGCUUCAGGAAAAGAUCUCGGCGAGGGGGCCGAUACCAACUGGGCCUUCGGGCGGUGGACCUAGAGGAGGUAGAGAUUAUUCUGAUGGAUAUCGAGGGGGUUCGGACAGGAGAGGGCCUAGAGAAGAUCGAUGGGGAAAAGGCGGUGGCCGUCGCGGGCGCUACUGACGAGCGAAGUAUGAAUAUGUACAAUAUGUCUUAUAUAGGAGU
Messenger RNA from Myxozyma melibiosi, 1022 nucleotides. RefSeq lists its product as uncharacterized. The coding region runs from base 93 to 980 and encodes 295 amino acids. Lineage: Eukaryota; Fungi; Ascomycota; Lipomycetes; Lipomycetales; Lipomycetaceae. Gene Ontology annotation, biological process: mRNA splice site recognition. The record is from RefSeq and is a predicted model, not a curated record. Gene Ontology annotation, molecular function: mRNA binding. Gene Ontology annotation, cellular component: U2-type prespliceosome; U1 snRNP. The transcript has 3 exons.